Octopus bimaculoides (California two-spot octopus) is the source of this 5393-nucleotide messenger RNA. Its product is annotated as glutamate receptor ionotropic, kainate 2. Gene Ontology annotation, molecular function: signaling receptor activity; ligand-gated monoatomic ion channel activity. The record is from RefSeq and is a predicted model, not a curated record. Gene Ontology annotation, cellular component: membrane. Lineage: Eukaryota; Metazoa; Mollusca; Cephalopoda; Octopoda; Octopodidae. Gene Ontology annotation, biological process: monoatomic ion transport.
CGAAAGUGAUAGAGAAUGAAGUCGUGCAAAUGUGUUAUAUACAAAGAUAAACGGAGUCAGAGAUAAAGAUGGAGGCAGACAGACAGACAAGACAAGACAAACUGGGAGGCAGCUAAGACAAACGAGUUUAGCCAUCAAAGCAGCCACACAGCCACAGAGCCAAUAUAUUCUGAGUCUCAUCUGCAAGCCAGCCAGCCAACCAGCCAGCAUUCCUGCAAUCAGCAACAGCAAGUCAGGCAGACAGACAGACAGAUACAUAGAUAGGAAGGCAGCAAUACGAAGGCAAAGGAGAGGCAGUCAGUCAGACAAGCAGAUGCGAGUAACAUGUGGUGUUUAAAUGUAUGUGUAGGGGUUAAAAUAGCAGGAGAAAGACCAUGGUACUUUCCGGAGAUUUUCGGCAACACUUAAAACACCACGAUCAAGAAGAACUACACCGCUACCACUAUUAGCAGCAGCAGAAGUAGCAGUCGCAGUAACGGCAACAGUAACAGCAAGAACAACAAUAUAACUGAGGCUGUAGCGAAUGAUAAUAAAUAUAUGACAGUCGGUCGGUCAGAGAAGUUACGAGAGUGCGGAUGAAGUUACCAGAUAUGUUGACUAUAAAGGUCGCUAAACACUACCACAACCACAUCUACCACCACCACCAUCAUCGUCAUUACCAAUACAACAACAAUACAUACAAUUAUAACAACAACAACAACAAUAACAGCAACCGCCGCUACCAAAUAACCCAGCAAUUAACAAUAACAUCAAAACCGUCUUCAGCAUCUCCCUCAACAUCAUCACCGUUGUCACCAUUAGCAUUAGCAUCAGCAGUAUCCUCAUCAGUAUCAAAAAUAUUACCGUUAUCAUCAACAUCAUCUUUUUUAUCAUCUUCACUGUCAUCAUCAUUAACAUCAGCAUUACCAUUAACAAAAUCAUCACUAUCGUCUUCAUUUUUACCAUCAUCGUUGUUAUUAUGAUAGAAAUUAAUUUCAUGGAACCAGGAAGAGCAGCUCGUUUAUUAGAAUGUUGAAACAUUUGGAAAAACGGACGGACGGGCACACGGAGGAGAUAGGAAUAUUUUCGUUAUUCUUCUGAUACCGGAGAACAGACAGAGCUGUAUGUCACAAUAACAUCACCGCAAAGGAAGAAGUAGACGAAAAAUAUCAUAUGCAUACACACACUACAUAAAUACAAACAUAUAUACACACAUAUAUAUACGUACAAACAGACAUAAAUAUAAAUACAGACACACACACAAAUAACACACACAUAUACAAGCACUUAAACACAGACACAUAUAUGUAUAUACAAUAACAUACUAAUAAUAUUAAUAACAAUAAUAAUUAUACUAAUUAUAUACUAAUAAUGCUAACAAGAAUAAGUCAAACAUGAAGCGAGUGACUUAAGGCGGAGAUACUGGAAUUACAUACAUGUCAUUAUAUAGACUUUGCUAUCGACUUCGUGUGAGAAAAACAACACAAUUUAUCAGAAUAUCUAAAUAAAAUAUAUUUGAAAAAAGAGAAAAAAUAAAGAACAAAGGAAAAAAUACAUACACAACAAAUAUUAAAUACCAAUCCACACAUAUAUGCACACAAACAUAUGCACAGACGCACACAUAUUUAUAUAAAUACAUACAGAAACGAUUACACAUGUAUAUCUAUUAUAUAAAAAUAUAUGUAUAUUUAGAAAAAAAUUACAGACGGAAACACAAAAAUAUAUCAACGAAUUCAAGCCACUACCCGCGAGGCAAAUUUAACUAAAGUACUUGAGUACAACUAUUAAAAUAAAGUUAUACCAAUAUUUUAUUCACAUUACAAACAGUUGAGAAAUUAAGACUUUUUCUCGGAACAGCAGAAAAAAUAUGAAUUCGGAAAGGCUGAAUUUGUUUUCGGAAGGUCUAAAUAUGUGAAUAAUGGUGAUAUUUACGACAACAUAGGUGGAGAUUAGAAGUAGAAAGACGGAGACGGAUAACGAGUGGGUAUCAGGAAACAAAAAUUAGUAACUUUUAAAUAUAUGUCAACAUGAAAUUAACACUGAACUUGACCUGAAUUCAAUAAGUCCAGGAAUUACAGGGCUUUACGAUUUGUGCGAUUUGAAUUUUCAAAAACGCAAUUGCACAAAAUAGCAAUGCCAAAAGAAGAACAAGAUUUGUACACCGAAAGAGGAACCAUAAGGAUGAAAGGAAAUAUCUGGGGAGUACAAAUAUUUCUUGUAGCUAUUAUAUGCACCUACAGUUUUCGUUCUGUGGAAUGUCUUCCAAGGACAAUUCGUGUCGGUGCCCUCUUUGAAGAAGAAAAUGAAUCGCAAGAAUUGGCAUUCCGUUCUGCGAUUGAAAAAAUUAACCUUCUGAGUGAAAUAAUACCUAAUAGCCUCCUUAUUGAAGAUGUUCAACACGUCCGCACUCAUGAUAGCUUCCAUGCAUCCCGCAGAGUAUGUCAACAAAUUAAAAAAGGUGUUGCUGCCAUUUUUGGACCAAUAUCUACUGUAUCUGCUGCACACGUGCAAUCAAUAUGUGGAUCACUUCAAAUUCCGAACUUACACACAGAAUGGGAUUCGAGGGAUGUAAAUGUACGGAGUUUUUUCGCCAUCAACAUUUAUCCCCACUACCAGACCAUGGGAAGAGCUUACCUAGAUCUUAUCCGGUACUGGGGUUGGAGAAAGUUUGCAGUUUUAUAUGAAGAUAAUGACGGGUUAGUACGACUUCAAGAGAUACUAAAAGCUACUCAAGACAACGACUUUGAGGUUACAGUGCGUAAAUUAGAAAUGGUCAAUGGGAACUAUAUAUCCAUCAUGAAGGAACUAAAGAACAAUGGAGAGUUUCGCAUAAUGGUCGAUUGUAAUACCACAUUCGUCAAAAUGAUUUUAGCAAAUGCGUUGGAAUUAAACAUGACAACAGAAUAUUUUCAUUACUUGUUUACCACUCUUGAUAUACGCUACGAUGAGCUAAAAGAAUUUACGCACCAUGGAGUCAACAUAUCGUCAUUCCGCUUGGUCGAUCCUACAAAACCUCAGGUCGUUCGUGUUUUAAGUGACUGGCGAUUGGAUCAAAGUCGAAGAGGAAAAUCUCCACUAAUGGGAGGCACAGAAGUAACGACAGAAACCGCGUUGAUGUACGAUGCUGUCCUCCUGUUUGCCGCAGCGCUACAGGAAUUAGCUAAAGCUCAAGAUGUGGAUACCAGUGAACUGAACUGCGCCCAUUCAAAUACAUGGAAGUAUGGCACAAGUCUUAUAAACUAUAUGAGGAGGGUUAACAUAGAGGGUUUGACAGGGAGAAUACGUUAUGAUGACCGGGGUCUCCGAACUGAUAUUGACCUCGAUAUUUUAGAGCUCUCCAAGAUUGGAUUUGACAAGCGGAAUAACAGUUGGGAGUUAGAAUUUGGAAAGAUAGGCAUAUGGAAUUCUCUUUCUGGCAUUAAUAUAACCAAAAAUUACGUUUUGAGCCAGAGGAAAAUUGCAGAGUCUCUUGCAAAUCAUACCCUCACAGUGGUAACACUUUUGGAACCUCCUUAUGCCAUGCUAAAGGAAGAAGAGAGUGGCAAGAAAACUUAUCAAGGAUUUGCAAUCGAUUUACUACGAGAAAUUGCAUUGAAACUGAAAUUUAACUACACAGUUUAUAUUGUUAAAGAUGGCACAUACGGUGCACCAAAUGAUAAAACAGGUGAUUGGAAUGGGAUGGUGAGAGAACUUAUCGAAAAGAAUGCUGAUUUGGCCGUGGGAGGCAUGUCGAUCACUUACCUGAGAGAGAAAGUAAUUGACUUUACCAAACCUUUCCUUAAUGUCGGAAUCACCAUUCUGUUUAAGAAACCCGAAAAACAGCCCCCACAAUUGUUCGCCUUUUUGGCUCCACUUUCAAUCGAGGUUUGGGUAUAUGUGGUAGCAGCUUACUUGUGCGUCAGUUUUAUGCUGUUCGUACUAGCUCGCUUCAGUCCUUAUGAAUGGUAUAACCCACAUCCUUGCAACCCAGAUUCUGAUGUAGUGGAGAACCAAUUUACAAUUCUCAACAGCCUCUGGUUUACUGUCAGCUCGUUGAUGCGGCAAGGUGACUGCUGCGAAUUCUCUCCGAGAGCUAUUUCUACAAGACUAGUCAGUGGUACGUGGUGGUUUUUCACACUGAUCAUGAUAUCGUCCUACACUGCCAAUCUGGCCGCUUUUCUCACUGUGGAGCGGAUGACUUCACCCAUUGAGCGAGCAGAUGACCUAGCUAAACAAAGUGAUAUAAAAUACGGCACUUUAUAUGGUGGAUCAACAAUGACUUUUUUCAAGACCUCUAAGAUUCCAAUAUUUCAAAGAAUGUGGCACGUGAUGGAUUCUACAGAUCCAAGCGUGUUUGUUAAUUCCUCUCAAGAGGGUAUUGACCGUGUUCUAAAGGGUAACUACGCCUACCUGGGUGAGUCGGCAAUUAUCGACUACAACGUGCAGAGAAACUGUGAACUUAUGCAGGUGGGUGGGCGUCUAGACUCUAAGGGAUACGGGAUCGCAACCCCUAGAGAGUCUCCAUACCGGGACCUCAUCUCAGAUGCCAUCUUAAAACUGCAAGAGGAACAAGUAAUAACUCUACUAUACAACAAAUGGUGGCGUGAAGGUUAUGGAGCGGUGGAAUGUCCAAAUGAAGAUUCUAACAAAGAUGCAAGUGAAUUGGGCGUUUCCACCGUCGGGGGCGUAUUUGUCGUGCUCGGCGGCGGAUUGGCCACCGGCCUGAUCGCUGCCUUGAUGGAGUUCGUUUGGAAAGCAAAGAAAAAUGCUGAAGAAGAUAAACGUUCCAUUUGUGCAGAAAUGAUGAGAGAGUUCCGGUUCGCAAUGAAAUGUUUUGGAUCAUCGAAAAAAACAGUCAAAAAAGGUCCCCGAAAGAAGAGCAUAACUGAUAAUGGCAUACAUUUUAUGCCUCUAGCCGGGUUUAGUGCUGCUAGCGGGAAAGAAGCUUACGGCUAAAUUGUAAGCAGGGGAGGUUGGUGAUGGGUAGCAGUUUGACAAAUAUGUAGCUUGUCGUUGACGUCAGCGAGGCAAAAUAACAUCAACCCCUGAUGACACAACGACUUUUUCAAUCUAUAUAUCUAUCAUCUCCUCCCCCACACGCAAACUCAGUGAGUAGCAUGUCUAGGAUGGUUUCAACACUCCGACAAAAAUGUUUCAACAGCCACCCUCUAACGAUGAGGUCAUUGUUAUUUCUGGGUGGAUUGAAACUGGCGUUUACCAAAGUCUAACUUCUAGUUCUCAACAAGAGCAAUGAAAACAAUAAUGAUAAUAAGGUUAAUUACGCAAUAAUGCAUAUGUUAUAGUAUUUCUAGUGAUAAUAACAAUAAUGAUUUUUAGAAUAUUAAUAAUAAUUUCAAACAACAACUAUAGUAGCAUAUAAAAAUUGUAAGGAUAUCCAUACUAAAUGGAAAUUAAAAUAGUAAUGAUGAUGAUGA